Triticum aestivum (bread wheat) is the source of this 1152-nucleotide messenger RNA. Its product is annotated as protein RESISTANCE TO PHYTOPHTHORA 1, chloroplastic. The record is from RefSeq and is a predicted model, not a curated record. Bases 118 to 816 code for a protein of 232 amino acids. NCBI's taxonomy places the organism in Eukaryota, Viridiplantae, Streptophyta, Magnoliopsida, Poales, Poaceae. Gene Ontology annotation, cellular component: chloroplast. Gene Ontology annotation, biological process: defense response. The transcript is spliced from 4 exons.
ACGGUGUUCGUGGGGUGACCACGGCCAGAAGGUGAAGGCGGGAGGACCUUCCGUUCCCCAUCCCUUCGCCACCCCGCCGGCCCUCCUCCCCCCCCGAAAAAAAGAACCUCAACAACGAUGAAUCCCCUGCUAAACAACCCGCUCAGCGGCGGCUGCGCGUUCCCGUCGGUGGCAGCCGCGCUGCGGUUGCCGGCGGCCUCCCUCUGUACAAGCGCGGGCCGGAGCAGGAGCAGGAGGCCGCAGCCCAGUUUAGCGCGCGCAGGCUCGGAUGGCUCUGACGGCGCCGUCGCCGGCGCAGUAACGGAAGGGGAGGCAGGCGCCGGCGGCCAGCGCGGCGCCUCGGCCGAGCCGGCGGCGGAGAAGCAGCAGCCCGUCGUCAAUCCUAAGAUCGAGAAAGAGCUCAAGAAGGCAGUUCAGAAGACCGCGGCGACGUUUGCGCCGAGGGCGUCCACCAAAAGCAAGAACCCGGCCGUACCCGGAUCCACCCUGUACACCAUCUUUGAGGUCCAGGCGUACGCCUCCAUGCUUGCCGGCGGCGCCCUUUCCUUCAACCUCGUCUUCCCCUCCAGCGAGCCCGACAUUUGGAGGCUCAUGGGGAUGUGGUCCAUCUGGAUGUUCACUAUACCUUCUCUGCGAGCCCGUGACUGCUCAAACAAGGAGAAAGAGGCUCUCAACUAUUUGUUUAUCCUGGUCCCUUUGAUCAACGUUAUCAUCCCGUUCUUCGUGAAAUCGUUUGCAGUUGUCUGGUCAGCAGAUACGGUCGCCUUUUUCGUGAUGUAUGCAUGGAAGCUUGGAUGGCUGCAAAAGUCCGAGUGAAGACUAUCCUGAUUGAGGAGCAUUCUACCUGCAAUUUUUGCUGGUUUCUUUCUAGGGCACAGGUUGAUCAAAUUUCAAGAUAUAGCGUCUGUAUAGCCCUUUAAAGUUUUGUGUAUACCCAUGAAGUACGGAGAAAUGCGAUUUUGACAUCAGAUUGUUAAAUAGAUGUAACUGAGGGCCAACAUUCAUUAUUAACUAGGAACCAUGCAGCAAUGUUAGAUAUUGUUAAUAUGUGUGUGUUUAUUCUAAAGAUUGUACCUACUGUAUCAAAUGUUCCAGGUCCAGCUACUUCAAGGCACAUUUAUGGUUCAAGUGACUUGGGUUUUUUGGGGGCAA